This is a messenger RNA of Gongylonema pulchrum, 374 nucleotides long. NCBI's taxonomy places the organism in Eukaryota, Metazoa, Nematoda, Chromadorea, Rhabditida, Gongylonematidae. The record is from the annotation of a GenBank genome assembly.
AUGUUACAGUGGAAAGAAACAGCGGUCACGCAGUCCGGUACACCUGUAGCGGGUGGCCAGAAGACUGGAGCCGACCUUUUUCGGCUACCGCAUCGAGGCAUUUUGAUCUGCCUCGAUCACAUUCAAUCGCUGCUUGGCACGCCCGCGAACGUGGCUCUAUUCCAAAGUGGUCGGAUCGCGAAUCGACUCCCAGUGACGAUUUUCGCUUGCCAGAACGAAGGCCCAUUAUCGGGGCGAAUUGCCCAAAACACAGGUAGGUAUACUGUAGUGAAUGGUGUCUGUUUCACUCUGCAAGUUUCAAUUUUUUCGUUUGUUCUAACACUUUUGUCUUUGACGCUGUUUUUGUUUUAUAUGCGUAUAUUUCAUUAUUAAAU